This is a messenger RNA of Phyllostomus hastatus (greater spear-nosed bat), 1727 nucleotides long. It is a transcript of the gene KRT13, whose product is annotated as keratin 13. NCBI's taxonomy places the organism in Eukaryota, Metazoa, Chordata, Mammalia, Chiroptera, Phyllostomidae. Gene Ontology annotation, cellular component: keratin filament. The coding region runs from base 67 to 1443 and encodes 458 amino acids. The transcript is spliced from 8 exons. The record is from RefSeq and is a predicted model, not a curated record. Gene Ontology annotation, molecular function: structural molecule activity.
AGCCGCAGUCCUCAGCCCAGGCCAAGCCAAGCUCCUGCCUGCACCUGCUCUCCAUUCGCUCUCAUCAUGAGCAGCCGCCUGCAAUGCUCCUCUGUCAGCUAUGGAGGUGGUUUCGGGGGUGGCUCUUGCCAGCUGGGAGGAGGCCGUAGCGUCUCUGCCUGUUCCAGCCGAUUUGUCUCUGGGGGAUCAGCCGGGGGCUACGGGGGCGGCAUGAGCUGCGGCUUCGGUGGAGGGGCUGGUGGUGGUUUUGCUGGAGGCUUUGGAGGUGGCUUCGGUGGGAGUUUCGGCGGUGGCUUUGGUGACUUUGGUGGUGGUGAUGGCGGCCUCCUCUCUGGCAAUGAGAAGAUCACCAUGCAGAACCUCAACGACCGCCUGGCUUCCUACCUGGAGAAGGUGCGUGCCCUGGAGGAGGCCAACACCGACCUGGAGGUCAAGAUCCGUGACUGGCACCAGAAGCAGACCCCCGCCAGCCCGGAGCGUGACUACAGCCAAUACUACAAGACCAUCCAGGAGCUCCGGGACAAGAUCCUGGCGGCCACCAUCGAGAACAACCGGGUCAUCCUGGAGAUCGAUAAUUCUAGGCUGGCUGCGGAUGACUUCAGGCUCAAGUACGAGAACGAGCUGGCCCUGCGCCAGAGCGUGGAGGCCGACAUCAACGGCCUGCGCAGGGUGCUGGACGAGCUGACCCUGGGCAAGACUGACCUGGAGAUGCAGAUCGAGAGCCUGAACGAGGAGCUGGCCUACAUGAAGAAGAACCACGAGGAGGAGAUGAAGGAGCUCAACAGCCAGGUGGUAGGACAGGUCAACGUGGAGAUGGACGCCACCCCGGGCAUCGACCUGACCCGCGUGCUGGCGGAGAUGAGGGAGCAGUACGAGGCCAUGGCUGAGAAGAACCGCCGCGAUGCCGAGGAGUGGUUCAACCACCAGAGCGCGGAGCUGAACAAGGAGGUGUCGUCCAACACGGCCAUGAUUCAGACCAGCAAGACGGAGAUCACAGAGCUCAGGCGCACGCUCCAGGGCCUGGAGAUCGAGCUGCAGUCCCAGCUCAGCAUGAAAGCCGGGCUGGAGAGCUCAGUGGCAGACACGGAGUGCCGCUACGCCAUGCAGCUGGCGCAGAUCCAGGACCUGAUCGGCGGUAUGGAAGCCCAGCUGAGCGACAUGCGUGCCGACACCGAGCGGCAGAACCUGGAGUACCAGCAGCUCAUGGACAUCAAGACGCGGCUGGAGCAGGAGAUCGCCACCUACCGCAGCCUGCUUGAGGGCCAGGAUGCCAAGAUGACUGGCUUCCCCUCCACAGGAGCAACCAUCAGAACCAGCACCAGCACCGGCGCCAGUGGAAGUGCCAGUGGAAGUGCCAGUGGAAGCGCCAGCGCCAGCACCAGCGCCAGUGGAAGCGCCACCAGCCCUACUGCUACUCUCCCCGCUUCUGCUCGCCGCCCUUAGGAUGCCUGUCGUCGGUCUUAAAUCUGUGUGGAGUCCCCUCCCUGUGUCUUCGGUAUCCAGAGGAGGACAGGGCUGAAGUUCCCUGCGGGAGAGAGGGAGGGACCGCGGGAAGCUGGGUCACUCCGUUCCCUGGCCCCGGCCCCCCAUUCUCUAGGGUGGGGGCUCCUCACUCUUCUCUCUCAAUUGGCUUCCUUUUCUUCCUGACCUGGCUGCUCUGAUUUCUUAGCUUCUUCGCUAAAAAGAAAAGAUACGUCAAUAAAAUUUCCUGCCUUUUUGCAAACGUA